Molecule: messenger RNA, 4281 nt
Organism: Chelonoidis abingdonii (Abingdon island giant tortoise)
Lineage: Eukaryota; Metazoa; Chordata; Testudines; Testudinidae
Gene: SLC16A8
Product: solute carrier family 16 member 8
Biological process (GO): monocarboxylic acid transport; transmembrane transport
Cellular component (GO): basolateral plasma membrane
Molecular function (GO): monocarboxylic acid transmembrane transporter activity
Source: RefSeq, a predicted model, not a curated record
AUGAUGGGUCAGCAGUUGGUGACUGUAGCAUUCUUCCUGGCGCUCUACGCACACCGAUCUCCCCAGUAUGGCCCCAGCAUCCUAACGCCAACGCUCUGUCUGCUCUGGGUGUGUGCAUGCAGAAUCUCUGAGAAGUUUGCAUUUGUUGUGGUCCUCUUGUCUCUGUUGUCUCACACCCAUUACUGUCUCCAUCUCCUCCUUCCCCUACCCCUGCCCACAGGUCUAGGUAUGGCUCUGAACUUCCAGCCCUCCCUGAUCAUGCUGGGCACCUACUUUGACAAACGUAGACCUCUGGCCAAUGGGCUUGCUGCAGCUGGGAGCCCUGUUUUCCUCUCUGCCCUCUCUCCGCUGGGUCAGGUCUUGCUCGAGAAGUUUGGCUGGCGAGGGGGAUUCCUCAUCAUGGGGGGUUUGCUGCUCAAUUGCUGCACCUGUGGAGCAGUCAUGAGACCUCUCGAGGCAGGCAUGAAGCGGAAGAUGGAGGGAGUUCAGGACAAAUAUGAAGCCAAGGAGAUGCUGCCCAUUGGGGAAAGGGCAGAGGAGGCCAUAAGCACCAUGGAUGGAGCCAAAAAGUCAAAGAAAACCAAGAAGCAGCAGCAGCCCAGGAAAGGGAAGAAGCUAUUGGAUUUUUCUAUCUUCUCCAACCGGGGGUUUGUCAUUUACUCCAUUGCUAAGUUCAUCAUGGUCUUGGGUCUCUUUGUGCCCCCCAUAUUGCUGGUCAACUAUGCCAAAGACAUAGGAGUGCCAGACACAGAAGCUGCCUUCCUGCUGUCCAUCAUUGGCUUCAUAGAUAUCUUUGCCCGCCCUUCCUGUGGGAUGCUAGCCGGGCUGAAGUGGAUGCGUCCCCAUGUCGCCUACUUAUUCAGCUUUGCUAUGCUCUUCAAUGGCCUGACAGACAUCUGCAGCGCCAGGGCUAACACCUACACGGCACUGGUCAUCUUCUGUGUCUUCUUUGGCAUCUCCUAUGGCAUGGUGGGUGCAUUGCAGUUUGAGGUGCUCAUGGCCAUUGUUGGAUCCCAGAAGUUCUCCAGUGCCAUUGGGCUGGUCCUGCUCAUUGAAGCCAUUGCUGUGCUCAUUGGGCCACCCUCAGCAGGGCGCUUGGUGGAUGCAUUCAAGAACUAUGCAAUCAUCUUCUACUUGGCUGGCUCAGAGGUUGUACUCUCCUCCCUCUUCCUGGCCAUGGCCACCUAUUGCUGCCUGAAUCAGGAGAAGAAGACACCUCAGCCAGAGAAGACCCCUUCGGUAGGGGGUGGCAGUGAUACCGAAGAGGCAGAGUCAGAUGCGGAGGGAGUGGAGGAUCACGCUGCUGACAACCACCACCUGUCCCAUAGCACCAACACUGCUGUCGUCAUGACCAGUGAUGUGGUGGACCACAUAGCAGAGGACCAUAGUGCAGAUGGGGUUGAGCAGCCUGCAGAUAAGGGGGCAGUGCCAGUCCCAGGUGAAUGCAACUCUAGCCAGACAGUGGAGAGAGAGAGAUUUUAGCAAGUGAAAAGCCAGGACUAAGAGCCAAUGCUAAAGUGUGUGACUGGCCUGGUUUGGAGACAAGUAUAGCGGGGAGGGAAUAUGCGUUGAAGGGGGAGAGUGUGCUGGGGAAGAAGCUGUUGGGUGGGCGGCGGGGGGGAGCUGGAAGGAAUUUUUCCCAUAUAUAAUAUCUGUGUAAUGGUAUACUGCAAGUACACUGAUGUAUUCAACACAGGCUCAAAGACACUGAACCAGCCUCCCCUACAAACUGUCCCUGGGAAAUAUUUUUAAACAGCCGCAGAGGCAGCCAGAGAACUUUACUUUUCUCUCUGCACUAUCACCCUAAGAGAGAGUUAGGGGCUCUCUAUGAUCAUAUCUGCUACUACUUACUCAGUCUUCAAUGCCUCUCCUAAUCUGCCACGGCUGUCAGGACAAACUCCGCUUCAUAGACUGCAGAAAAGGCCACACUAUGAACCUGGCUGGAGAGAGGUUGGUUUAGGCUGUCAUGGAAGCAACUGAUGGUGUAGGGAAAAAACAGCUAGAGGGCACCUACAGGAAUUGCCAUACUUCAUGUCACUCUCUCUGACCUGGCCUCCAACCACAACCAAUGCCUUAGAGAAAGGUAGGGCCUUCCCCUUCCUAGGCAAUACUAAAAGUGAGGGGAAGAGACUUCAUUCUGACCCCAGCUUGACAUUAUCUGAGGGGGUGGGAGGCCAAAAGCAAGGUGGUUCUGAUGCUUCAUGGGCAAAGAGGAGGAACUGGGGGGAAAGCUCUAGUUAAGGGCACAAAGCAAGGAAACAGUCCAACUAAAUGCCAUUAGUUAACAACUGCCCUGACACUAAAAAACAUACCAUGUCCCAAGGGAUUAUCCAUGUGGCAGCAAUGGUACAAGGGUGGGUGCGUGUGUGUUAGUUAACUAAAAGAAAACCCCUUAUAUAAAGGAAUCAAUGUUCAGGCAGAAGAACAAGCAGCAGCCAGAGGAUGCAAUGAAUGAGGGGGUUUGAGCAAGUAGUAAAGCAGGCUUAAGAGAUGGAUUUCUGGAUUCUAAGAGAACCUUCUCUCGCAUGCUUAAACCACACUUAAUCCGCUUUAGAACUGGGUCUACUAUGACACUCCUAGCCAAAGCCCUUCCUCCCAGUUUCCUGAAUUACUUCACCUCAAACACCCUGUGGCAACACCUCAAGGGACCUUUUACAACACCAAGGGAUCAGAAGCCAGAGGGCUGUACGGCAGGGAUUGCAAGGGCUGCAGAACAGGCAUUUCACUUUAGGUCACUGGCUUGAAUACGAACUAGGGACUAAUCAUUAGAGACAUUACUGAUAGCCCAGCUAAACCGAAUUUGGUUGGGGGGGGGGAGAGAGAGAAGGUCGCACUCCAGCUGCUACUACAUAAGGGGUAUUGAUUUGCUGCAAUAAGGACAGUUUUCAAAGCGAGACAAGACCUCAAUGAGCCAGGGGGCUUGCAACCAAGAUGUGUCCCCUCCAUCCAGGACUCAGCUGAGACAGAGAGGGCGUGCCCCCUCCCCUCUGCCUGUGUAGGAGGCUCCGCUUGUAACUUGUAACCAGCACUGUAUUCACAAUAAAAUUUAUCUGAACUCCCAAAUAAAUCUGACCAUUUUUGGAGCACCAAGAUUAGUUAGUUCCUUAGAGUAUAUUCUCUGUGGCUUUGUUCAAUCUUGUACUUUUAAGUGACUCAAGAGAAGGAGCCUCCACCACAUCUUCUGGGAAACUAAUCCAGUUUACAUGGACCUCACUGGUAGUAAAGGAUUCCAACUAUCCAGGCAACAUUUUCCUUUAUUCAGUUUCAUCUCAUGGAGUCUAGUUAUAUAACGCUGUGGUCAGUCUGUCUCCCAACAUGGGCAGCACCAAGCUGUAGCUGGGCAGGCCUCUUUUGUAAUUGGAACUUAGCAGGAGGGAGAGCUACUCCACACUGGCCUCAGCAUAGGGGCCUGGCCAGGGAAAAAGGUUGCCACUCGAGCACCUCCAGGGGGAUAUGGGCAGCUUGUUGUAACUUACAACAGCCUUCAGGCUACUCUAAGUCCCAGAAGCAGAGCAGUUUCCCCGACCCCCCAGGGGCCACGAAGAUGGUAUAAAGCUACCUCUGCCAUGUUCCCUUCCAAGAUGCACUGAAUAUGGCUUAUCAUAGCUCAGGACCUGGACUGCACUCAAUACUUCUUCUCCAACAGCGUUUUCCUAUAUACAUUUGGUCCCUCAAGGUCUUUGAUUACUGUGGUUGCUCUUGUCCAACUCCCAUUCAAACAGUGUCACCCUGGCCACUAGAACCCCUCAGAGGACAAAGCAUGAGGAGUGCUUUUUAAAAGAAAAGUUGGUGCCAUCAUAUUGCACUAUAACACUCCAAAUGGGAUGCUAAGAAGCCUGCCCUGUGAUCUCUGCCAGUCAGAAUUCAGAGCUUAGGGAGAGAGUGUGUGGCCAGAGCUGGUGAAAUGUGGUUUGCUGGAGCUCCAUCAGUAACAUUUUCCAUUCCUAUAAGCUAUCUCUUUGACACAGCUGGCAGCCUCUGCUCACAAGGUCAGGACUUACUGCCAGCUCAGGUUUGAGGUGUGGCAGCUGAGUCUGUGGUUAGAACCUACCACUGGAAUAGCAAGGGAUGCUGCAGGACACGAUUGAGGUGGACUACUGUGUUCUGCAAGGAUGUGUUUACCCUCUAAGCCAAGCCAUAGCACACUUAGGAACACAGGACAUCCUGUGUAUAUAGCCUUAUGUAGCAUGUACAUCACAAAGCAAGGUGCAGUGAUGGCCACUAUAAUUCUGUGCAAGGAGUGAAUAUUCCCCUUAAGACAAAAAGAACAUAGCCUUAUGC